Messenger RNA from Pimephales promelas (fathead minnow), 2294 nucleotides. NCBI's taxonomy places the organism in Eukaryota, Metazoa, Chordata, Actinopteri, Cypriniformes, Leuciscidae. The record is from RefSeq and is a predicted model, not a curated record.
AUAAACAUCUAACAAAUUUGUGAGACCCUUUCCAAGUAAUUUUGAUCACAUGUGUUUGAUCCAUGUGUCUUUUAAAGGUUCUGCUAACAGAGAUGAUGGACAGAUGCAAGAAGUUGGGCAACAAUGCUCUCCUGCUGAACUCUGUCAUGUGGGCAUUCCGGGCAGAAUUUGUUGCAACGAGAGCAACAGACUUUAUUGGCAUGAUCAAAGACUGUGAUGAAGCUGGAUUUCCCAAGCACUUGCUGUUUGCGUCUCUGGGUCGCAGUCUAUCCUGUGCCGACCCUUCAGAAAGCGAAAGACUCUCCAUACUCAAUGAAGCCUGGAAGGUCAUCACUAAAGUGCGCAGCCCAAGGGAUUACAUCAACUGUGCUGAGAUCUGGGUGGAGUUCACCUGCCGCCACUUCACGAAACGGGAGGUGAACACGGUUCUUGCUGACAUCAUCAAACACAUGACUCCAGACAGAGCUUUCGAGGAUGCAUAUCCACAGCUGCAGUCAGUGAUAAACAAGAUCCUUCCCUACUUCCAUGACUUCUCUGUGCUCUUCUCUAUGGAGAAGUUUUUGCCCUUUCUGGAUAUGUUCCAGAAAGACAGUGUGAGGGUGGAGGUGUGUAAAUCAAUCAUGGAGGUCUUCAUCAAACACCAGCAGGAAGUAACAAGAGACCCCGUCAUUCUCAAUGCGCUGCUGCACAUCUGUAAGACCAUGCAUGACUCUGUCAAUGCUCUAACUCUAGAUGAUGAGAAAAGAUCUCUGGCUCUUCUGAUCAACGGAUUUAUUCGCAUGGUGUCUUUCGGAAGGGACUUUGAACAGCAGUUGAGUUUCUGUGUGGAAGCCCGAGCGACCUUCUGUAAUCUAGAGCCCGUCAUCAUUCACCUGAUACAUACGGUGAAUCAGUUAGCCAUGGAGACCAGACGUGUCAUGAAAGGCAAUCACUCACGUAAAACGGCUGCUUUUGUCAGGGCGUGUGCUGCCUACAGUUUCAUCACCAUUCCAUCUCUCACGAGUAUCUUUAGUCGUCUCAACCUAUACCUGCUCUCUGGACAGGUAGCACUGGCCAACCAGUGUCUGUCCCAGGCGGACGCGUUUCUAAAGGCAGCGGUCAGUAUUUUGCCGGAAGUCCCACGUACCAUCAGCAUUGAGGGAAAACAGCGAUCAUCAGAGCCCUUCUUUCUUGAAUUCAUUAACAACUUUCUCUCCACACUGCUCGUAGUACCGGACCAUCCGGAGCAGGGUGUGCUGUAUCUUGUGCGAGGGCUCUUGAAUAUGGUGCAGGACUACACCUGGGAGGACAACAGUGAUGCCAAGGUCCGUGUCUACAUCAGCGCUUUGCCAUUGCUAGCAGCUAUGAGCCAGGAAAACUAUCUCUACACCAUUCCUAAAGUGGACUCCAAUGAAACCCUCUAUGGAGGAGAUCCCAAGUUCAUCGCAGAGAUCAACAAGUUAUGUGAGACUCUGAUUGGUCAGGUUCUGGAUCAUUUAAAGACCCUGGGCCGAGAUGAGGGAGUGCGCAGGCAGGGCAGUCUGGCCUUCUCUCUGUUCGGCUGUCUGUUGGCGCAUGGUGAUCUACGGAACAACAAACUCAAUCAGCUGGCUGUCAACCUGUGGAACCUCAGUCACAAACACGGCUUCUGUGAGACACGCACAUCAGUUCGGACUCUAGAGUAUAUCAAACAUCAGGCACAGCUGGCUGACAUGAGCCAUCUCUCUGACAUCACAGCACGUCUGUCUCUGCAGUCCCGAGCCUGACACGUGACGAAACCCUGAAACCAUUACUAAAAUUAACCUGUAAUUCAAUCGUCGGUCCCACUUUAUAUUAAGUGGCGUUAAGUACUAUGUACUGACAUAGAAAAAUAAGUACAGUGUACUUAUUAUGUUCAAGUUGUAUUGUAAAACACUUUUGCUGCUAUUGUGAUGUGAUAUGGGUAAGGUGGUAGGUAUAAGGGUUGGUUAAGGCUUAAGGCAAGGGUCAACUGGGUAAUUACAAAUGUAAUUACAUAAAUUAAUUACAGCUGUAAUUACAUGAUGGUAUUUGUAAAACAUAAGUACUAUGUAAAAACAUGUAUGUUCACAAUAGGUCCAUUGUAUCAAAUUAUUCAUUUCAAUGUAAGUACAUAGUACUUAAAGCCACUUAAUAUAAAGUGGGACCCAAUUUUCUACAGUAUGUCUUAUAUAAGAAAUCUAGUCAUGACCUAUUAAUAUUUCUUAUUGUCUAUAAUGUCAGUUUGCACUUGUUUUUGUACAGUUUAUGUGCAUAACAUAACAAUCAUGUCAUAAAAUACUGAAUCUAAAUCAUAA